Molecule: messenger RNA, 2724 nt
Organism: Sitodiplosis mosellana (orange wheat blossom midge)
Lineage: Eukaryota; Metazoa; Arthropoda; Insecta; Diptera; Cecidomyiidae
Product: U4/U6.U5 tri-snRNP-associated protein 1
Exons: 7
Coding region: 167-2575 (802 amino acids)
Biological process (GO): maturation of 5S rRNA; mRNA cis splicing, via spliceosome
Cellular component (GO): U4/U6 x U5 tri-snRNP complex
Source: RefSeq, a predicted model, not a curated record
ACGUAUAGUGUUUAUGACAUUUGUGAUUGUGAGGUUAUGUCAUUCAUAGUUUGCAUAGCAUUGACACUAAGCAAACCAAAAAAUUGUGUUGUGUGUCUCUUUAUAUAUAAAUUAGAAGGAUUUUAACCUAAAUUAUUUGAGUUUUAAAGCGACAAACAACUUAAAAAUGGGUUCGCGGAAAAGAAGAAGAGAGCGCGAUUCGUCUCGUCGCCACAAACGUUCACAUUCUCGUUCAUCGUCGGAGAGUCGUUCGAGGUCACCAAUUGCACCACCACCACCGAGUAUAUCCAAUCGACGAAGCAGAGAAAGAGACAGAGAUGAAAAAGAGGAUAGACACAGACACAAACACAAGGACUCAUCAAAAUCGCGAAAACACCAUCAUCGCGAUAGAAGUCGCGAAAGAAGCCGAAGCCCUGGUCGAUCCAGACGCUCAAAACAAGAACCAGAGAUUCAUAGUGACAGUUCAGAUUGUGUUGAAGUGCCAUUGCCACCGCCAGCUCCAGUCAUUUCCAAGCCAGCCAAAUCAGCCAAAUCACCAUCACCAAUUCCAGAGAAUGGCGCCGGUGACUCGCUUUCCAUUGAAGAAACGAAUAAAUUGCGUGCAAAAUUGGGUUUGAAACCACUGCAAGUUGAUUCCAAUGAGAGAGCAUCACCGUCGAAGAAGAAAACCAAUGCCGAAGGUGAACAAAUGCACAAAGAUGAAUGGGGUGAAUUCUACCACAAGCCAGCAAAUAAUCUGUCGGAGAAAUUGCAAGCCGAAAAGUUGCGAGAGAAAUUCCGACAGAACAAAGAGAGGCGAGCAUUGGAAAAGAAGAUGAAAUCGAUCAAAACACUCGGCGAACACGAUUCAGAUGAUGAUGUAUCCAAAUGGGUCAAUUCGAGUCGAGAGAAGGAAAAGAUGAAAGCCCAAGCUCAGCGUAGAGCCAAAAUUUUGGAAGAGAUGGACGAUGAAUUCGGAGUUGGUGAAUUGGUACAAGAGGAAACGAGGCGAGAGAAGAAGAAAAUUUACUCAGAGAACAGUUUGAAGGGGCUGAAAGUCGAUCAUGAUUUAGAUGCAUUCACAGAAGGUAAAUCGGUCAUUCUAACGCUAAAAGAUAAGGAUGUUCUUGAUGUGGAAGACGGUGAUGUAUUGAUGAAUGUGAAUAUGGUUGACGAUGAACGUUACCGCAAAAAUAUCGAGAACAAAAGACUGAAUCCCAAUCAAUAUGGUUACAAUGUCUUUGACGAAGAAGUGGAUGAGUUUGGAAACCCUAUCGAUCGCGGUGUUUUGGGUAAAUACGACGAAGAAAUCGAUGGUAAAAAGAAAAAGAAAACAUUCACCAUUGGACAGAAUGUUGCGCAGGAAAUCGCUCAGAAGCGAAGAUUGCAAGAGAUAAAAUCUAAAUUGGCCGGUAAGCGUUUAGAAACGUUAAAUGAACCACUGAUUGCUCCAGCCUCUGACACAUACACCGAGUCGGAACUAGCCACAUUCAAAAAGCCGAAAAAGAAGAUAAAAAAAUUGCGCAGAAAGUUGAAGGCUGAAGAUCUUGAACCAUUGCCAACAGAUACUGACUCAUUGGAUCAUCGCAAACGUGAUCCCAACCGUCAUUUGUCGGAUGUACUAGAUACAGACGAUGUGAAUAUGUCCGACUUCAAGGAGGAAAUCAAAAUUGAAGAAGAGGACAACGAACUGGAACACAUUUUGUCAAAGGCCAGACGCUUGAAGCAAGUCGAAGCCGUGAAGACCAUGGGCUUGGAUGUGAAUAAAAUCAAAGCCGAAGUCAAGGCAGAGCCUGACUCAGACGAUGAACUGAGCUCAAAUGAUUUCAUCACAUUGAAUCAAACGGCUGAAUUUUGCCGAACACUUGGUGAUAUUCCAACGUACGGCCAGUCGGGCAAUCGAGGUGUGGAUGCAAAUGAAAUUAUGGAUUUAGAUAGCGAGCACGAGGAAGCGGCUGAACCAAUGGAGGAAGAGGAACCAACGACGGGUACAUGGAAUUCAGUCAAUCCCGAUUUAGAGACAAAACCAAUAGAGAAACAUCUAGAAAUAGCCGAAGUGGCCAUUUUGGACGAAGAACCAGAUGUUUCAGCCGGUAUGGGAGCUGCGCUAAAAUUGGCUUUGUCAAAAGGUUACCUAGAGAAAGAAGAAUCAAAUCGACCGAGCAACACUCGAAUGGCGCACUUGCUGGCGCAAAACUAUGCCAUUGAAGAUAAAACGCACGGCGAGGACGACAAGUUCAAUCGCCGUGAUCGCUUCCACAGCGGCCCGUCGAGUGAUUUCAAAGAGAAAGACAACUACAAGCCGAAUGUCAAGCUCGAGUACAUCGAUGAUAGUGGCCGUUUGCUAAAUGAAAAAGAAGCAUUCCGAUAUUUGUCGCAUAAGUUCCAUGGCAAGGGGCCUGGUAAGAAUAAGAUCGAAAAACGUCUUAAGAAGGUCGAACAAGACGGACUCAUGAUGAAAAUGAGUUCGACCGAUACACCGUUAGGUACAUUGACCAUGUUGCAGCAUAAGCAGAAGGAAACUCACAGUCCAUUCAUUGUUCUCAGCGGAAGCAAACAAGCCCACGGCUCAACCACCAUCACAAAGCAUAAAUAAAAUGGUCCGCAUUGCGAUCGAAUUCUAUUCAAGAUUUGCACUCGAUAAACUCUGUAAAAAAAUAAUCUUUCCGUUUCACAUUUUAGAAUAAUUUCGAAAAGCUAAAGAAAUUGUUGGAAUAAAAAAUAGAAAUUAAUUUGCGAAAAAAA